AUGGAUGUGGAUACGUGCAUACGAGAGAAUAUAGUAUGGCAGAAGUUGCCAGAAGAUAUACGAGUUUUGCUUGGAAACUCACAGCGUGAAUAUGAUAAACUAGUACUGGAAUAUUCGAUCAAGAAUCAGUUGCGAUACAAGGGGAACCUAGUACGGCAUGUAAAGAAAAGUGAAGAAACGUAUUACGAUAUGAUUAUAAAAUAUAGUGAAUCGCAUUUAAUGCUCUAUCCUUAUCAUCUUGCUGAUAUCAUUGUCAAAGAGCUGCGAAUAACACCGUUCAACUACUAUAUUAACAUUAUUAUUGAUAUGAUACAAUCAGAAAAAUCGUAUGAUUCUUUACCUAACUUUACGGCCGCAGAUGCAGUGAGGUUGUUGGGUAUAGGCCGUAAUCAAUAUAUCGACUUGAUGAAUCAAAACAGGUCUAAUCGAAAAUUUCUACGUCGCAAUCGUCCCAUACGCGAAUUGUUGCCACAAAAGCCUGCUAAGUCAGUUGUGGAACCAUGGUGGAUUGUAUGUGCGGGAUGUAUUCUGGAAGCAGAUAUCAAGUUGUUGACGGAUGACGAACGUCGUGUGGUGGAUUCUAUCCUAGAUGAAGGCCCGCAACCAGCAGGAUAUCUACCUGUACCAGUGAUUCAGUCAUUGCUUAAUAGAGGGCUGGUAUACCUUGAUGUUCCGGUUGAAGAGUACGACUAUGUUUAUGUUGCACCUCUAGACGGAUUUGUGAUGAACCGAGUUUUGGGAGACUAUUUCGAAACUCUUUUAUACAAAAUAUUCGUAGCAAUUGAUGAUCAAACUACUGUUAAAGAGAUGGCUGAAAUGCUUCACAUUGAUUUUCAUCUAGUGGCUAAUGCAAUCUCCGUAUUUUGCCGGCUAGGAUUCGCACGGAAGAGAGUUACAGGGAUGGAGACUGCCCGCCUGCAUUACAGCUGGGCACAACUCAUUGCUAUACCAAAUUCACCAACACAAGACGACAUGGUGACAUCGGUCUCGGGCGAUUUGGGAGAGCUGUCGGCUUCAUUGGCAUCACCGUUAGGCGAUGAUGAUGAUGAUGAUCCAGCUACCAACCUCAGUAACUACAGCUUGAAAGAUUCGGUUACGUCGCAACCGUCUUCUGAAGUCCCAUCGUCUUCCGGUCGAACAGCAUUCCUCUUUGACUCGACGUUGGCAGCAUUUCUGAUGAUGGGAAACCUAUCAACUUCGUUGAAAGGUCAUGCGGUGACGUUGUUCGAAGUGGGAAAGCUGGCUGAUGAACAGAUGCGGGACUUCUUGGAACAACUAGAAUGCGUAAACCGUUUCGCUGAAGGAGAAGCGCAGCGGUAUUCGGAACAUGCGAUGGCUCUCCUAGAUAUUCUGCGAAACCUUCGAAAAGGACGAGAAGUUGAUAUGUUAAGAGGAGAAAGCUUGCUCAGUCUCGAUCCGCAGAGUCGCAUCCGGGUGCUAGCGAAAUCAUAUGGAAUCGUCGUGUCCAUGGCGCCACUUUCGUGCGAUGCAUGUACAGUACCUGCCUCUUCUUUGCCAUUUAUUGGGCCUCCAAUUCCGGAGGCUUGUUCGCCUUGGCUACGGCUGGCUAUAUAUAAGGCUACUGGCAGCGGUCCGGCCUCUGCAUAUAUUCCAAAAGGUACGAGGCUGUCAAGAUUGCCUGCAAACAUAUCCCAUGCACCUCGUCUACUUGUUAUAUCGUCGAAUCAUGAACCUCAACAUAUGUCCACGUAUAAUGCACUCGUUGCACUCAAUGAUGUAUUGCUUACGACUCCUCUGUUCGUUCAGGUAAUUUCAACAGGUGUGUUCUCUAAGCAUCCAGCUGUACAAGCUCUUUCCACCCGUAUCGGGCUGGAUUGUUUGUGUGGAUAUAUUGUACUAGUGAAUCGAAGUGUAUCCCGGAAGGUGAUAACCAACUCGACGAAAAGUAACUAUGAGAGCUCAGUGCAAAAGGAGUCUUCCAUUGUUUUAAGGGCUCUACCAAAUGGUUUCACCUACGACGAUUAUGUGCUUCUUGAUUGCGUGUUCGGUAUUCCGCUCUUCAAUUCACCACUAAACAAAGCUAUAUGCAGUCGAAUGAUCAGCAAAGGAAUACUGGAGUUGAACAACCGAGCCAAUAUCCAGUUCGCAAACAGGGCGGUCGUUGAUAUGAUCACUGAACUUCUGAACAGCUUUAAUUAUGGCCAUAUAAAGGUUGGUUAUCUAGGAAAAAUUGCCUCGAACAUGAUCUGUUCGUUGACUUGA
Molecule: messenger RNA, 2223 nt
Organism: Haemonchus placei
Lineage: Eukaryota; Metazoa; Nematoda; Chromadorea; Rhabditida; Trichostrongylidae
Source: the annotation of a GenBank genome assembly